Miniopterus natalensis is the source of this 5436-nucleotide messenger RNA. NCBI's taxonomy places the organism in Eukaryota, Metazoa, Chordata, Mammalia, Chiroptera, Miniopteridae. The record is from RefSeq and is a predicted model, not a curated record.
AUGUUCUUUAAAAGAAGAACCUGGCUUUGGUUAUACAUCAGAACAAGUAUCAUUCUAGGAAGUGAGCUAAAUAGCCCAGAGCAACAUGGUAAAAAUAACUGUUAUCAGCUUAACAGGUUUCACUGCAGCUUUGAGGAAGCAGAAAAUUACUGUCAUGCCCAGGGAGGACACCUUGCUUACACUUGGAACCAGGAGAUUCAAGAUCUCAUCUGGGAUUUUCUGGAAGAAGGAAAGAAGUGGUGGAUUGGGCAAAAUUUAAUGCUGCUGGGAAAAUAUCAAGAAAAGAACAACUCAAGUGUCACAGCCCACUGGGCCACAAAGCCCACCAGCUGCCCUUAUAUGUCCAGAAAGUCCAACCGGGUCUUAUCAAAAGUAGACUUGUGCUCACUGGGGCAUUAUUUCAUCUGCCAGGCUGACCAAGAUGCAGGUUAUGAAAGAAAUGGAAAUAAUUCUCAUUUACAUCGGAGGCCCAAGAAGACAAAAAGGGAAGUCGCAAUACCAAGACACAAAAUGACCUCAGGAGCCACUCAUCAUUCAACUAAAUGUCACCAACCUGCUCCUGAUAAUCCUUCCAAGACCCUGUGCCAUUCUAUCAGCCCUUUUCCUUCAGACCUACCCACAGUCACAAAGCAGGGACUGUUAGUCACUCCUCUACCUACUGGCCAGCCUCUCCCUGUGAUGGCAGAGCUCACCAGACCUGUGUCUGUGACACGUGCUGGAAAAGCUCUGGUAGAAAGAACUUCAAGCCCCAAAGAGGGCUCACAUCCAGACGUCUCCACCACUCAUCUACAAACAUCGUUUCAGGACGCAUCUGAUCAGGUCACGGAUGAGAUAGCAUGGAACUUCAGCAAAGCAAUUCAUGGUUUGGAAACGCAUGACAAACUGCAGAAAGCUUGUGAAGUGCUCCAGAAGCUGACAGACAUUAUCCCAGGAUUUUCUCAGUCAGUUCAGGUUGAUGCUGUUGGCUCCCUUAUUGACCUGAGUGACCAAUUACUGAGAAGCCCAUUUCAGAACAACAGCACUCUGGGCUUCACAAUUCCUGUGGCUGUCUGCGUCUUUCACCCCCUCGACAAUGUAGUAAAAGCUGAUAAAGCAAGUGGGCCACAAUCCAGCCAUGACAUUGAGCAGGUAGAAAAUAUUCUGAAAAUGUCCUUGCUGGCCCUUGGGGAGAUCCAGGAAACAUUUCUGCACCAGCAUCAGUUUUCUGAGUCUUCGGUGACUUUGACCUCUUCCAUUGCCACACUGAUGUUGAGCAGCCAAAACAUAUCGACUCUGCCUCUGAGCUCUUACACUCUUGGAUACCCAGCACCUGUGAGGUUAGCCUUCCCGUCAGCUUCAGCUUUGGAGGAGCUCUUGAAUAAACACCCAGGAGUUAACGUUCAAGUAACAGGACUAGCUUUCAAUCCCUUCAAGGAUUUUGAUGACAAGAACAUUGUUGGAAGUGUCGGAAGUGUGUUACUAAGCUCUAAUCAUAAAUUGCUCCAAGUACAUGAUUUAAUGGAAGAUAUUGAGAUCAUGCUCUGGAGAAAUGCAAGCAUAGAAACCCACCCCACAAGCAUCAAUGUGAGCGCAGACCAUUUUACCAUCGCCGUGAACAUCACAUCCCUGGAGAAAUCCCUGAUCCUGUUCAUAGAGCCUGAAAGCCCCAUUUCAGUGACACUCUACCUGGGGUUCCAGUAUCAGCCCAACCACACUUACUUCCACCUGAACAUCACCCUUCCAAAGACCCAGGUGCGGCAGAAAGAUGAGGAAUAUACAUGGGUGCUGACUCCAGAGAGUUUGCAGUAUGGGAUCGGCAUCUACUACAUAACUUCUGUGUUGAAUAAAAGCAAGGAGGGUGCUCAGCAGGUGCCCACCCUGUUCUCCAUCGUAACUGCCGUCACUCAGUGCUAUUUUUGGGACAGCCACAACAACACGUGGAAGAGCGACGGAUGUCAGGUUGGGCCACAGAGCACAGUUGUAAGGACACAGUGUCUCUGUAACCAUCUGACCUACUUUGGCAGCGACUUCUUCAUCGUGCCCCGGACAGUGAAUGUUGAAGACACGAUCAAGCUAUUCCUUCGUGUGACCAGCAACCCUGUUGGGGUGUCAUUGCUGGCCAGCCUUUUGGGAUUCUAUAUGCUCCUGUUUGUGUGGGCUUGGAGAAAGGAUCAAGCAGAUAUGCAGAAGGUGAAGGUCACUGUCCUGGCUGAUAAUGACCCCAGCUCUCAAUUUCACUACCUGAUUCAGGUCUCCACUGGAUAUCGAAGAAGGGCCUCUACAACAGCUAAGGUGGUUAUCACCCUUUAUGGUUCAGCAGGACGGAGUGAGCCCCAUCACCUUUGUGACUCCCAGAAGGCAGUGUUUGAACGGGGACUGGAUGUCUUCCUCCUCGGUACUCGGUCCUCUCUGGGGGAACUGCACAGCCUCCGGCUCUGGCAUGACAAUUCAGGUGUCAGCCCAGCCUGGUAUGUAAGCCAGGUCAUUGUCAGUGAUGUGGCAAGUAACAGGAAAUGGCAUUUCCUAUGCAAUUGUUGGCUGGCGGUGGACCUUGGAGACUGUGAGCGUGACCGGGUCUUCUUACCAGUCUCAAAGAAAGAGCUCUUUUCCUUUGGACACCUGUUCUCCUCCAUGGUUGUGGAAAAGUUCACCCAGGAUUAUCUGUGGCUUUCAAUUGCUACUCGCCAUCCCUGGAACCAGUUUACGAGAGCCCAGCGGCUCUCGAGCUGCAUGACCCUUCUGCUCUGCAACAUGGUCAUCAACCUGAUGUUCUGGAAGAUAAACAGCCCCACCACCCAGAGAGACGAGCAAGUGGGCCCGUUUGCUGUGACCUGGUCCGAACUGCUCAUCAGCAUCCAGACUGCCGCCAUCCUCCUCCCGGUCAGCCUCGCUGUUGGGCGGCUCUUCCCGCUGACUCAGCCCCCGGAGCCUCCGCCCCUCCUUCCACCCCGCCAGGCCCCCUGCCUCUCAGACGCUUCUUCCGAGCCUCUCUCUGCCUCAGAGGUAGUUGAGGAACUGAAGGAAACUGUGGGGUUUCUGCUCAGGAGAAAAACGUGCCUCCUCUCAGAGCAUGAACAAUCUUCGUGGAGUUCCUACAACGUGAACCAGCUGGUGACGCUUUUAUCUAGCCUCAUUCGUUCACACUUAGGGGAUCCAGGCUCUCAUCAACAGGCAGGACCCUGCUGGGCAAAUGUGGCUCCUGAAAACCACCAUUUCUGCUGCUACUUGCUCAGAGUUCUGCGGAGGCUGCGAUCUCACUUAAGCACGUUGGAUCCCACCCAGGUGGACCAGCCUUGCGACUUCCUCGAUGCAGCCAGCCAACUGCAGAAACUCCAGGGACUCUUGGAAACACAUACUCUUCCCGCACAGCAAGGGCCAUCCAGGGAGGCAACCAGUUUCCCCAUUCUGAGCCCAGAAGAAGGAAGGAAGUCCACCGCUAAUGGUCUCUCCAGGUGGUUGACUCAUAUCUGCUGGCUCCUUCUGGGUGUCACUAGCCUGGCUGCAGCCUUUUUUACAGCACUUUAUAGUCUGGAACUGAGCAAAGACCAAGCCAUCAGCUGGGUCAUUUCAAUGAUUUUAUCGGUGCUUCAGAAUGUCUUCAUCAUCCAGCCAGUGAAGGUGAUCUUCCUCUCAUUGUUCUUGUCGCUGAUUCUGAACAGGAUGCCCUGCCUUAACAGAGAGAAGGUACAGCACACAAAGAGGAUCUUGGCACUCUCGGCAAAAUGUUCUCCAUCAUUGCCUGGUUCAAGAGAUAAGAAGAACCCCAUCUAUGUAGCACCAUCUAUGAACAGUUCAGUUAAGCUCCCAGAAACAGCCUUGAAAGAGAAGCAACUCUUCAAACUGACAGGAGAGAUUUUGGUACAAAUCCUCUUCCUUGUCCUACUGAUGACUGCAGUCAUCUCUGCACAGAACUCCAGUAGAUUUCACCUCCAUCAAGCUCUACAGAAGAGCUUUUCUCAAGGCUUCUCAGAGAUCAAACUUCUCAAGCAUUUCUACCCCUGGGCCAGUCGCACCCUCCUUCCUAACCUGUACGGGGAUUACAGAGGGUUCAUUACUGAUGGGAACUCCUUUCUUUUGGGCAAUGUUCUGCUUCAUCAGAUUCGCAUUCUGAAGCCAUCUUGCCACGAUCUGGAGGAUACAGAGAACUACGGGGCUAACUGGAGGCCACCUGAAACAAACGACACAGAGCCAGACAGCAUUUGGCACUAUCAGAAUCAGGAGACACUGGGUGGCCACCCCAUCCAAGGGGAAUUUGCCACUUACUCAGGAGGAUACGUGGUCAGACUUGGAAGAAACUCCAGUAAUGCAGCCAGAGUUCUGCAGCAUCUUGAACAGAGCCACUGGCUAGACCGUCGCACCAAAAGCCUCUUUGUGGAAUUUGUGGUCUUCAAUGCUAAUGUGAACCUGUUCUGUGUAGUCACCCUGAUUUUGGAAUCCAACAAUGUGGGUGCUUUCUUCGCUUCUGUAAGACUGGACACUUUAACUUCCCUUCAGACAUCAAAGAAGGACUCUGUCUGGUCUAUCGUCUCACAAGUCAUCUAUUAUCUGCUAGUCUGUUACUAUGGCUUCGUACAGGGUCGCCGGCUGAAACAGCAGAGAUGGAGGUUCUUAACGAGGAAAAAAAACAUUCUGGACAUAAGCAUAAUCCUUACUAGCUUUGUCAUCUUGGUGCUUGACAUCAAGCUUAUUUCUCUACAUAAGAAGAACAUGGCACAGUACCACUACGACCGUGACAGGUUCAUCAACUUCUAUGAGGCAGUAAAAGUGAACUCGGCUGUCAUUCACCUCAUGGGCUUCCUGGUUCUGUUGGCAACUGUUCAGCUAUGGACCCUGCUGCACCAUAACCCCAGGCUCCAGGUCAUCGGAAGAACACUCACCAAAGCCUGGGAUGAGGUGGUGGGCUUCCUGUUGGUCAUCUUGAUCCUGCUGACAGGCUAUGCCAUUGCUUUUAACCUGCUAUUUGGGUGGAGCAUCUCCGACUACCGAACUUUUUUCAGCUCUGCAGUGACUUUUGUUGGUCUCUUGAUGGGAGUCUCUCAUUACAAGGAGAUUAUUGCAUUAGACCCAGUCCUGGGCUCCUUUCUGAUCCUCACCAGUGUCAUCUUGAUGGUGCUUGUGAUCAUUAACCUUUUUGUUUCUGCCAUUCUAAUGUCCUUUGGUAAAGAAAGAAAGUCCCUUAAGACUUGGAAAGAAGCUGCACUGAUAGAUACCCUGCUGCAGAAGCUCUCAAGUUUAUUAGGAAUCCAGUGCACCAGAGCACAGGUCCUGAAAGCCUCCACAAAGCCCCAGAGGAGUAACCAAGCCAACUCACAGAUGCUAUCUGGGCUUAAACAGAAAGACUGGAAUGGGCUCCUUACUGCCGCAGACAUCCACGUUACCCAGGGAGCCAAAGGCUUUCCAGCUCACUAUUCAAGAGACUUGAAUACUUCUAUUAAGGCAACUGGAAGCCCACCUUAG